AUGAUUUAAAACGUGAUUCUUACGUCCUCUCUUCCACGAUGGCUGUUCGGAACGCACUAAGGAAGCGCUUCUUCUUCGACGGCUACAGAGCAGCUUCACCGCCGGCGACUCUAGAGAACUCUCCGGCCCCCUUUCCCUCGCUCCACGCCCUCACCUCCCGAGUUCCCGACAAAGCCGGCUUCCGCCGCAGGUUCCUGACCUCGCCGGAAUCCGCCGACGGAGGGCUUCUGCGGCGGGCGCUGAACCAGUCUGCCAGAGCGCUGCCGGAGCUUCUGUCCCUCCCCACCGGCGACAAGCUGAGGGAGGAGCUCCGAAGCGCCACUGCCGUCGCCGUAGACUGCCGCCGACCCGACGGACUCUCGCCGCCGGCAGGAGGCGAGGCGUACGGUCUGACCGUGCGCGAUGCGAGGAAGAUCCUGAGGUUUUAUCAGGUGGAGAAGGUGAAGGCGAAGCUGAGGGCGAUCUCCGAGAGCUCCAUUUCGUACGGCGAGUUCGUGAGGAUCUGCGUGGAGGAGUGCGGGGAGGAAGGUCGAGGCAUGGAGGUGGCGAAGACGAUGGACGAGUCCGGGAACGUCAUCGUCUUCGGGGGCGUGGUUCUUCUCAGCCCCGAACAGGUGGCCAAGUCGAUGCUGAGCCUGAUCUCCCGAUCCAUACCCGUCCCGAACGACCCGAGGCGAGCGGAGCUGCAGCAGAUGGAGGACCGAAAGGCCUCGAUCGACGCGAAGGCCCGGGCGGGGGUCCGGGCCGAGCUCUACUGCGGGCUGGGCUUGCUGACUGUCCAGACCCUCGGCUUCAUGAGGCUCACGUUCUGGGAGCUGAGCUGGGACGUGAUGGAGCCCAUUUGCUUCUUCGUCGCAUCCCUCCACUUCGUGGCCGCGUACGCCUUCUUCCUCAGGACGUCCCGCGAGCCAUCCUUUGAAGGUUUCUUCCGGCGGCGGUUCGAGACGAAGCGGCGAAAGCUCUUCGAGGCCCACAACUUUGACGUCCGAAGGUACGAUGAGCUUCGAGCGUUGUUCGGGCGCAAGACUUUGGGAAAUAUCAGCCCAACGGGUCGACGAAUUUGAUGGUUCUGAGGCCCAAGAGUCGAGAAUUGCAGAUGGUUCAUUGACGGCCUCUAAUUAGGUUACUUUGCUCAUGUUGUAAGUAGUAGACUGUUAUCUUAGCACAUGACAAUACAGACACAUCAAAUAUCCUCGCGUGAUUCUAUUAAUUUCGCGACGAGAUUAG
This is a messenger RNA of Rhodamnia argentea, 1227 nucleotides long. RefSeq names its product calcium uniporter protein 4, mitochondrial-like. The transcript is spliced from 2 exons. Gene Ontology annotation, molecular function: calcium channel activity; uniporter activity. Lineage: Eukaryota; Viridiplantae; Streptophyta; Magnoliopsida; Myrtales; Myrtaceae. The coding region runs from base 39 to 1064 and encodes 341 amino acids. Gene Ontology annotation, biological process: mitochondrial calcium ion homeostasis; calcium import into the mitochondrion. Gene Ontology annotation, cellular component: mitochondrial inner membrane; uniplex complex. The record is from RefSeq and is a predicted model, not a curated record.